Molecule: messenger RNA, 1041 nt
Organism: Ectocarpus sp. CCAP 1310/34
Lineage: Eukaryota; Phaeophyceae; Ectocarpales; Ectocarpaceae
Source: the annotation of a GenBank genome assembly
CCCCCCUUCGCGACACACUUUCCCCCCCCGCGUGCGCAAUACCCUCCUGACCCCUCUUGCCCUCAGGCCAUCCACCCUUUCCCCCAGAGACCUCAGCCUCUGUCCGUUGUGCAUCCUCGGAUGUCUGCUGUACAUUCUUAGAUAGCACUUCCCUUGUCUGACGUGAGUCCCCAACUUCAACGUCUCCACCCGACCUCUUUUUCCCUUCCUCCCGAGGUCUCUCUGUCAGCACUUCCCCCUUCCCUGACAUCGCUUGAGCUGCCGACUCAUCCCCUCCCGUCGACAACUCAUCCAUCCCACCGCCCUUAGAACCACCACCACCCCUGUGGUCCGAGUGCCCAACCCUCCCUUCAUCGCUGUUCACUUCCCCCCCCUCACCUCUCUGUGCCAUGGGAAGAACACACCGCAAGCGGUGCGCUCACCGCGGGGAGCACGCGACAUCAGCUUACACGAGCUAAUUGCGCCGCUUCCUCUGUAGACUAUCUACCUAAUUGCGCCGCUUCACUUUCUCUCCAACUCUCUCUCUCUCUCUCUCUCUCUCAACUAACUGCAAUUCCCUCAUAAGCUCAUCAUUCCAACCAUAAAUCAACACCUUCUCAAUUCUAGUCUCCACCUCAUACUCUUUCUUGACCUUCAACUCCAUCACGCCUUUAAUAUAUAUAGUCUACUGCGAUUAAACUACCCCAAGUCUUCUUACACUGACCAAAACUAGGGUUGACUUAUUGCACGACAUUCGCCCUCCCCAGGUUCAACGCAUACUUAUCUGCGAUCAGUCUCGUUUGAAUUAACACUUGACCACAACGUGCAAUGCUUGACCUACAACCAAUAUCAUUCUCUUGCAACAAGUCCGAACAGUAACCACCAGAAUCAACUCAUGUAAUACACACACCUCAAUUUCGUCACGACCGUGGUACCACUGCAAUACGGCUCCAUCACAAGGUACAUUCUUUAGCCAAAACAACAAUUGCUCAAACACAUUAAUUUUGACCCGUAUUCGACUGCACCACUUGGCACACUUUUCCGCAGUCCUACGCACUUCAA